Molecule: messenger RNA, 5661 nt
Organism: Thalassophryne amazonica
Lineage: Eukaryota; Metazoa; Chordata; Actinopteri; Batrachoidiformes; Batrachoididae
Product: pleckstrin homology domain-containing family G member 3
Molecular function (GO): guanyl-nucleotide exchange factor activity
Source: RefSeq, a predicted model, not a curated record
ACAUGACAGUGAACCUCUGAUUUGUUGGGGUUUGAUGUUCAGGACUUUGCCUGGAUGGUACUGGUGUGAGUGGGAAGAUGUAAGGGAUCAAAAUUGUAAAGUUUUGCUGUUUAAAGUCUGCAGUUUGUAGUUUAAUUUCUUUUUCUUGUCUUGUAUCGUGAUGCUUGUCUUCAUUGUCUUCAGCAGAAUGUCCUCAGUUGUGCUCGCCCCUUUCCACCAGUGAACAUGUCCAGAUGAACAUGGACUCAGACUCCGAGUGUCUCAGCCGAACACACGUGGAGCCACAGGAUGGUGAGAGUGAACGUCCGGUGAGCCUGGUGUCCACCCUGUCCUCCAGUUCAUCUCCUGAUAGCCGCAGCCUCUUUGGGAGCAUGGUGGCCCUUCCUUCCUCCAACCCCCCACCCACACCCAGCGAGGACGACAUCGACUUGGAGCUCUGUCCAGCCGAAAGCACCGGAUCCCAAGCCAGGGAGCAGAGCCCCGCCGGCUUGGGAUCCAGUGGUUGUUGGCAGGAACAGCUGGAACCUAGUGAGGUCCAACAGCAGUGGAAUAACAACAACACCACCUCCAGCAGGAAGCAUAGUGAAGAGACAUUUUAUUUUCCAUCUUCUCCGGUCAUCGCAGGCACCAUGGUGACCAACCCAAAGCUUACGUAUGUGGACCGUGUUGUCAUGGAGAUUAUUGAGACGGAGCGCAUGUACGUCAGGGAUCUGCGGAGCAUCGUGGAGGACUAUUUGGCUCACAUCAUCGAUACGGGAAACCUUCCAAUGCAACCGGAGCAGGUGUGCGCCCUGUUUGGAAACAUUGAGGACAUCUAUGAGUUUAACAGUGAGCUGCUCCAGGCUUUGGACCUGUGUGGGAAUGAUCCCGUGUCUGUCGCCCGAUGCUUCGUGGAGAAGAGUGAGUACUUUGAAAUCUACACGCAGUACUGCACCAACUAUCCAAACUCCGUGGCCACGCUGACCAACUGCAUGAGGAGUAAACCCUUGGCUAAGUUCUUCAGGGAGCGACAGGCCGCUCUGAAGCGCUCCCUGCCUUUGGGCUCUUACCUACUCAAACCGGUCCAGAGGAUCCUGAAGUACCACCUUCUGCUUCAGGAGAUCGCAAACCACUUUGACCCGGACGAGGAGGGCUAUGAGGUGGUUCAGGAGGCCAUAGACACCAUGAUGGGAGUGGCGUGGUACAUCAACGACAUGAAGAGGAAACACGAACACGCUGUCAGAGUGCAGGAGAUCCAAUCUCUUCUGAUCAACUGGAAGGGUUCUGACCUCACCACCUAUGGAGAGCUGGUCCUGGAGGGCACCUUUCAUGUCCUGCGGGCUAAGAACACCCGGACGCUCUUCCUCUUCGAAAGGAUGCUCCUCAUUACAAAGAAAAGAGCGGAACACUACGUCUACAAGAUCCACAUCUCUUGUUCCACCCUCAUGCUGCUCGACAGCGCCAAAGACCCACUGCUCUUCAGCGUCAUCCACUUCAGACAUCCCAAGCAGCCACAUACGGUCCAGGCCAAGUGUGUGGACGAGAAGGUUCUGUGGUGUCACCACAUUAAGAGGCUGAUUCUGGAGAAUCACCACACCAAAGUCCCACAGAAGGCAAAAGAAGCCAUGCUGGAGAAUUCUGCCUAUCCGAGAAAGUACCACUACGGUCCGGAGAAGCUGAAGAAAAGCAGCUCCUGCAACAGUCAAGACUUUAAUAUUAGAAGACGAAAUGACCGAAGGAAAUCAGAGCCUGUAAAACAAAUCAUGAGAAACACAAAAGCCGUUUUGAAGCAUGCCGACAGCGAGGGAACGCUGCUGAGGGAAAAAUGUGAGCUGCAGCCGACCUCCAGUGUCACCGUGCUGACCUCCAGUCCAGUUGAGCUCCUGGGUCAGAGGUCACAUUUGGAGAAUCUCGGCUCUGGAAUCGACUCUCAGCAGCAGCUAAGCCUGUGUGACAGAGACCCUAAGCUGGAUUCUUCACCCAGUGAGGGAGGGCUGGAGGAAGGGGAGAGUUUCAAGGAGGAUGUACUGAUGGGAGACGACCAGGUAGCCGACUUUGCCAGCUCUGUGCUGGCAGCCAUCUCCUGCUGGCACUAUAGAGCCAGAGCUUUGCUUUCUACUCACUUCACAACGGAUGAUCAGAUCAGAGAUUCUACUGAAAUGACAUCAAAAGAAGAGAGUGAAAUACUGAGCCAGGUCAGUGAGGAGGAGCUGUGCCCUGAAGAUCUUGGCCUUCCUACAAACCAGAGCCAUCAGCUGGAGGUGAAUUACUGCCAGCUGACGGAGUCCUGCUUUACUGCCUCCCAGCUCCAAGAAUCUGUCACCUCAGAAACUGAUGGUGCAUCAUUCCAUGAAACUGGAGAAGGGAAAGGAGAGAGUGACUCUUCCAGUCUCCAAGCAGAGGAGACGAGUGAACUAACAAACAGGAUGUUCUUGGAGGAGGAUGAGGAGGUGCUGUCGGACCAUAAGAGCAACCUACCGUCCUCUGUUCUAAGUGAGAUUGCUGAGCACUUCACAAGCAGUCCGUCUGGAUGGAGGAGUCUGGUUUCGGAUGAUCUGAGUUCACUGGCACGCCCCUCAUCCCUAGUAGAAAAUGACACGGUCAGUUACCUGUCAGACUGCUUGGACCAGGACGAAAAGACUCAAGAGUUCUCAAGUGAUUCGUCACCGCCACUAGUGGAACCAGACCACUCAACUCUGAUACCUGAUCCUGAACAAAAUCCCUUCACUGAAGAAGAACGCAGGUCCACUCUCUCUAAACAGGACCGCCUCCUUAUUCACAAGAUCAGAAGAUACUAUGAACAUGCUGAGGACCAAGAUGCUACUUUCAGUAUCAAGCGCAGGGAAAGUCUGUCCUAUAUUCCAGCAGGUUUGGUGAGACAUCUGAGCCGACAAAUUAACAGCAUUCCCCAGGAAGUGCUGUUGCAGGUGCAAAGGAGAAGCCCUUCUCGAAAUCGACCCACUUCUUGGUCUGUCUUUGACCUUCCUGGGUUAGAAAAGAGUCACACCACUGAAACUCAACCUGUGAUUGAAUCACAGGGACCAACGGAACCCAGACUUAGAUCUCAGAGUGUCACUGAUGCAUCUACUUCUGAUGAAGAGUUUAGACCUUCAUCAGAAAUGCUCAAGGUUUGGCAAGACAUGGAUGUAAAUACAAGUUUUGAGGAGAUUCAGGUCCACCAGACAGUAGAUGAGGAUGUUCACUCAGUGCUUGAGCUGUCGCAGAGAGAUGAUGUGAGCUCAGAGAAGUUGGUUCAUGUUUUAGAAGAGUGUGACAUAAGUACAGCUGCAGACGGGUCCUCUGUCUUAUCUCCGGGCACAAGUUUUCCCUCAUCAGAGGAGAAAUCUGAUCAGGACUUUGAUCCAUGCAAAAACCCCACUGCCCAAGAGGACAACCAAGUUACCAGUAACACUGGAACUAGUAUGGAUCAGGACCAAAUCCUGCAAGGCACGGGAAAGAUUAAGAACAAGGUCUUCCACCUCGCACGACAGUACAGUCAGCGCAUUAAAAACAACAGGCCACCAAUGAUGUGGCAGAGGAACCGAGACACCAAGAACAUCCCUUUAGGCCACAAAGAUCAGAGGAACAAUGGUAAACUGAACUUGACUUUGCACUUGAACAGCUGUAAAGAAGCAAUCAUUCCUGAACUGCGUUCCCCAAGUGUAGUCCACACCCCCACCUCUGGAACCAGCUCCCAUGGCUCAUUUCCCUGCCCACAAAGCCCAGAGUCAGAGACCUUCCAGUGGCCUGAUGUGCAGGAGCUGCGCUCCAAAUACACUUCGUUGAGACUGGAGACUGGGACCUCCCACCCUUUACAAGUUACCCAAAGUUACACAGUCCCAGGUGGAAUGUUGGGGCACCUGAGCUGCAGCAGCUUGGAAGCCAGUGGGUGCUCCCGUAGCUGCAACACCUCCCCGAACUCUUACAGCACCAUGAUGGCCAGUCCUGAAGCUCAGUCUAGGACACUGUUUAAGGGUAAGGCUCUCACAGUUGAUGACUGGCCCAAACCCCAGUCCCAUCGUCAGCUUCAGCCCCCGUUAUGCAGAUGGAGCUCACUGGAUCAUAUCCUUCCUCUCCACGAAGUCCAGAACUUUGAGAAACCUUUAAGAACCUUUCACAAAGCUGGUCAGGGUUCUGCAAUAACACGAGAAACUGGGAAAACUGAUGUGGACGACCUUCUUCAGGAGAGUUCAGGGAAGAUCUCCAAGACUAAUCUAGUGAAGAAUUUGCGGGACAAGUUCCAGAACUUAAGCCUGGGUUUGUGAUGUGUGUUCAGUGUUAAGAAUUGCAUGAACAAGUUCUGGACAUGAACCACAUAUUGGGUCCUUUGCAACAUGUCAUUUUUGCCCAGAUUAUGAACUUUCCUCCCAACAGUUGACAGUUUGUACUAUGGGCUCCCUGCACAAAGAUUCCAGGCUGCACUUGAAGUACUGUGAAAAGAAUGUAAAUUUAGUGUCACUGACGCCGUGAUAAUUCAUCAAUCAGAGCCGCUUCCACGAGUUUGCUUUUUUAAUUCUGCGGUGCUUCGUGUUGUGCAACACUUCAGUUUCAAAUUCAAAUGUUCUUUUUGAACAGACACUUUAGGUACUUUUUUAUGUUUUCAGCAACUUGUUGCUGGGUUGCACCCAGUUGUUAAAGCCGUCUGCAAAUUGCUUUGACCAAUUAGUUCACGACCCAAACACAUUCCGCUGUGUUCAACACCCAGUGAAACCCAGUUUUUCCAAAUGUAACCAGGUAGCAGGUGAAGAGUCGAACCACUGAAGAGUCACCUCUCCCAACAUGCCAUUUUACUGUUGGUUUGGGGCUGUUAAAACCAGUUUAAAAAACAAAACACCAAAAACAUGCAGUUUCUGUUUCAAACCCAUCUGUGAUCCAUAGUGUUUGAAUCAGUCUCAUCCUUUUUCCACCAAGGAUGACAGACUGGUUUAAACUGGUCUACACUGUCUCUAACCAGUCAAAACACGGCAUUAAAAGAAUUCCUGACGAUUGAUUGUUUGAUGAAUCCGUAAUGGCUUUGAUUUCCAGGCUCCGCCCACUCGUUCUUGUGUCACUGGAGAAUGCUCCUCUGGAUUAAGAUCUCAUGUGGUUUAGGAACUGGAUUAGUAAGAAAUGUUUGUGAAAAAGUUCCUGUGAAAAGUCCCGUGUGUCCUUUUUGACUGAUUUUAUGAUUUUUAUUUUGUUUCUUUCCCCACAUGGUGGAUGUGGGUUGAUUUGAUUUGUCUUAACAAAAAUGUAAGAUAAAAGCAACAUUGGUGGUCAGCAAAUACUAGAUUGUGUGCUGCAGUAUUUGUACAUUAACUGUGUAUGUAGAAAUACCAGGUGUCUUUUAUAGUCCUGUUUAUAUACUGGGCCCGAAUUUUGGGCCUGUUUUCAUUCGACUCUGUUUGCAGACACCUGAAGACUGACAGGACAAUAUGAACCCUCCAAAAGGAAUCAAUGAACUGUGCAGGUUUGACCGGCAGUCACAAAACCUCCACAUCUACUGUAGCUGCUUCAAAACCUGUUUUCACACAUCACUGGAGCUUUAGUUUUCUUUACCUGAUGUACAUUUUCUUUAUUAUUUAUUAAACCGUUUUGGGAAGAUUUCAGCCACAUUGACUUUUGGGGGAAUAUAUAUAUAUGUAUAUAUAUGUGUGUGUGUGUUUCAUACUUGAAGAUUGUCAUUUUUCAAUUAAAAAAAAA